Pundamilia nyererei is the source of this 5449-nucleotide messenger RNA. It is a transcript of the gene susd5, whose product is annotated as sushi domain containing 5. Bases 268 to 2652 code for a protein of 794 amino acids. The transcript has 5 exons. Gene Ontology annotation, molecular function: hyaluronic acid binding. Gene Ontology annotation, biological process: Notch signaling pathway; cell adhesion. The record is from RefSeq and is a predicted model, not a curated record. Lineage: Eukaryota; Metazoa; Chordata; Actinopteri; Cichliformes; Cichlidae.
UUUCACACAGGUGCUCCAUCUGCUUGCCAGUGCGACUAUUUGGGGCGAUAACCGCCUCGCUCCUGAGCAGCUCUGUUAACAUCCUCACUUGUUAACAAGCCCCUUACCUUCCCAGAGCCAACCUCUGCCACCCGCAGGGAAAUAGCAGGAGUUUGCUUAACCCUGUAAGCCUGUAAAUACAAAUUUUUGAAGUUUUUGAAAACUUUUUCUUUUCUCUUAAAAAUAAGAGUUGACAGUUAGUGUACAGCUGUGGACGGAAGAAAAAAGAUGCUGGAUCGCUGUUAUCACAAACUGCUGCUGUUUGGAUGCCUGGUUUGUCUUCUGGUGACUGUUGUAACUGCAGACGGUCGAGUGUUUGUGCUGGACCUGAGGAACUCCUCUGACCUGCAGGGCUUCAGAGAUGCUGAGCAAGCUUGUGCAUCGCAUCGCGGCCGCCUGGCAUCAGUAGAGGAGCUUCGUCACGCUGUGGUGGAGUGCUACUUCUCCCCGUGCACCCGCGGGUGGCUCUACGGGGGCUCAGUAGGGACCACAGUGUGUAAUGUUGUGGGCGGUGUGCUGAAAGCUGUAGAAGUGAGGACAGAAAAUGGCACAGAGGACGCAACGCACCUGGACGCCUUCUGCAUCAAAGACAAAGAUGAGCCAUGUGGAGACCCCCCAUCUUUUCCUAAUGCACGCCUGCAGAGUCACUCUGGGUCCGAGAUGGGAGAUGAGCUUCUGUACACAUGUGUCCCAGGUUACGUGAUGCCCGGUGGACACACAGCCUUUAGCCUGCUGUGUGACAGCUGUGGGGAGUGGUAUGGACUGGUGCAGAUUUGUGUUAAAGAUGAGGUAAGUCACACAGACUACGAGGACAAGUUCACAGAUUCCUACAUAGAGGCAGAGCGCCAACCUGAGACACCAUUAGAGGCUCAUGGCGAUGUACACGAGGAAGUGUAUGGAGCUGCGUACCCACAUGGAGAGAUGAGCGCGGAGCAGCAAGAGACGAGUUUUAGAGCCAAAGCUGAGGAGGACCAUCGAGACCUGAGCAGAAAGCGUAAAGUGGGAGGAGAAGUGGCUGAAGAUAGUGAAAUAUUUGAAGGAGCUUUAGUUAAACGAGAAAAAAAUGAGGAACGGGCUGGUGAGGACUUGGUAGGUCCUCGGACGAGGCAGCAGGAGAGAACUGAGGUGGCCAAGAUUGAUACAGUGGAAGCCACAGAAGCACCCGUCUCUCUUCUCUCCCAGAAACACAUGUUCUGGUUCCCCUCUGAGACCUUCCAGGAGGAAGAACCUCAGGUCUUCAUCAAUCCAGCCACGCAGACAACACAGAGAACCUCUGUUGACCGAUCUGAGGAGAGCAUUGAGCACACGAGUCAAGAAAGGCCCUAUCGUCAACAUCCCGUUGAUGCUGAUGAUCCUGAUCAUGAAGGAGAUGAUUUUGAUGAUCCUGACACCAGCCGCCAUGAUGACCAGGACGACAUCCUUGAAGAUGACCACCAUGACGAUCAAGACGGCAGCCACCAAGAGGAAGCCCACGAUGAGCACAAGAGGCAAACAGCUCACGAUGAAGAUUUGGACAAAAGGGAAAGCCAUGAAAGCUAUGACGAUCACGAGAAGCAUUAUGACAUGGGCGAACAUGAGGAGGACCGUGAUCGCAAGGAGUACGACGAUCCAGAUGAUACUUACGACGGACACAAAAGCCAGGAGGAUCAUGAUGAUCAUAAUGGAGAACAUCAUGAGGUCUCUGAGGAACAUCUGGACCACGAUGACCACGAUGACCACGAUGACCACGAUGACCGUGCCACACAUUAUGACGACACCCAUUAUGCUGACCUUGAUGAUCACGAUGAUUUUGGACACAAAGACGCUGAGAGCUAUGACGAUCACGAUAGCCAUGAAGAUGAUAGUCGUCGGCAUGUUGUUUUUUCUGUGGUAGCCGAUAAGCAUCAGAACGUCACUCAGAGGGGAGCAGACGGAAAGUCAGCCACAGAUGACACGUGGCUGGACGGUUACCCUGUUGUUUUCGAAAACGGUGACUCCGUAACAGAGAGGGUGAAACCAGAGGAUAAAGACAGAAGGAGAUUUGUCAAGACGACGCCCAGACCCACUGAGGUGGAAAUUCCUAGACCUUACACCAGCUCGCCCAAGGAGCAAGAGUCUCUCACCACGGUGCGUGAAUUCAAACUAGGGGUUUUAGAGGAGGUGUGGCCUGACUCCAUCGGGACCCCUGCCCCUGACCUUCUGGAGCCUUCAGACUCUCCUUCAUACUCUGAGACCGGAGACUACAGCACACAACAAGCAGUUCCCACCGACUCUUGGAUGGCUGACAUUACCGAUCAUCCCUUCCUUGAUCAUGGCCCAAGCCCUCCAGUGCACAAGGACGGCUUCGUGCUCAGCCUGCCUGGUGAGACUGGGGAGAGGGGAGAGCAGGAAGGGGAGAUGGGAGAGACGAUCUGUGUGGAUGACGCCUGCCCUCCCCUCCCUCCGAGCUCUUCCGGUCGAGGCCCCACUGUGGCGGCCAUUGUUGUGGCGAUUUGUGUCAUCGCAACUGCAGUCAUUGUCGCGGUGUGGUGUUACCGACGACAGCAGCAGAAGAGUUCGGCGUAUGAGAUGAAUGGGAAGGGCCAAAGUCAGGCCAGACAGGGCCAACAGAUAGAGAUGCAGCAAAAGGUGUAGGGGAGAGAGGUUGGCACAGACACUCUUCCUUUGGGAAGGAUGGGAAGAUUCAGUUGAAAACUGUUGAUCUUAGGUAUAAACUUUAAAAAAGCUAGCACAAAAUAUUGUAAUGAUGCUUAACAUAGUGAAACUUGAAUGAAACAAGAUGGCAAUAGUCCUGUCACUUAGUAGUUCUGAGGAAAUCCACCAGUCCUUGUAUGUUAUCCAUGAUUUUUAAAGCUCUGGCAUCUACCUGGACAUAAACCAGGCUGGAUUCAACUCCAGAAGCUGAGAAGCGAGACUUUAAAGAUAUUAACAUGUAGGAAAACCACAACAUGAGGCACAGCACUGCCUGAAUAUAGGAACUGAAACUUCAUUCUCCAAAGCUCUCGGACAUUUUGAUGAAGAUCUCUUGCUGUUGUUUUUGUUGAGUGCUUGUAUUAUUGCUGAUGUGCAUUGUUUGAUAUUCUGUGUAUUGUGUUUAUGGAAAAAAAAAUGGUCUAGUUCACCACAGGAGGUUAGCGGGAGGACAUGAAGAGUACUGAGAGGGGUGAGAUGAAAGAAAAGAGGCUGGUGAAAGGUGUAAGUAAGAGGUGGAGUCUGAUGGGAGAAAUAUUUCUUGUCUGUGUUGGUUUUGACAUUCAGCUGAUGAGACAUAAAGAGGCAUCCAGAUUGCAGACUCAGCCACAUGUAUGCGUGUGUGUGAUAGUGUGCGUGUGUGUGUGUGUCGCAGGUCUGUGCAAUCCGCCAGCCAGCAGUAAAUUAUGUUUGAAGGUACCGACCGAGGAAGCAGAGUAGAUCCUGACAUCAGUCCAACUAACCACAGAUUAAACACUGUGGUGAAAAAGAACCACAGCCUCAAAUAAAUACAGUUUAAACACAGUUUCAAUGCAGUCAAAAGUUUAAUAAAAAGUGCAUUUAGAUUUUCAAAUGAUCAAAAAUAGGACUCCACUGCCCUAAAACAGAGAGAUUGAUAUACACUCAAAUACCACUUUACAUCCCUUUUGUUCUAAAAGGGACUGUCUUAAUUUUUCAUGGCAUCGAUUCAACAAGGUGCUGGAAACGUUGCUCUGAGAUUUUGGUCCAUAUUGACAUGACAUCAUAACACAGGUACUGCAGAUUUAUCGGCUGUAAGUCCAUGAUGUGAAUUUCUUGUUCCACCACAUCCCAAAGAUUGCCUGUUUGAUUGAGAUCUGGUGAUUGUGGAGCCAAUUUGAGAACAGCUGACUCAUUGUCACGUUCAAGAAAGCGGUUUGAGAUGAUCUGAGCUUCGCGACGUGGUGUGUCAUCCUGCUGGAAGAGGCGUGCACGGGGACGAACAUGGUCGGCAACAAUACUCAUGUAGGGUGUGGUGGUGAAACGGUGCUCAUUUAGUACUAAAAGGGUACAAAGCGUGCCAAGACAAUGUCCUCUACACCAUUACACCAGCAGCAGCCUGAACCAUUAACGCAUGGCAGCAUGUAUCCAUGAAUUUUUAUUUACACCAAAUUCUGAUCCUACCAUCCUAAUGUGAAAACAAAAACUGAGACUCAACAGACCAGACAACAAUUUUACAGUCUUCUCUUGUCCAGUUUUGGUGAAUUUUGGCCUCAAUUUCAUGAUCUUACCUGAUGAGAGUGGUACCCAGUGUGGUCUUCCUCUGCUGAAGGUCAUCUGCUUCGAGGUUUGACGCCCUGUGCAAAACUUGGUUGUAACGAGUAGUUAUUUAAGUUACUAUUGCCUCGCUAUCAGCUGUCACGUUCUUAAAUCACCUCUUUUCUCCAUUGUGAUGCUCAGUCUUAACUUCAGCGCGUCAUGUUCGCAUGCCUAAAUGCCUCGAGCUGCUGCUGUGAUUGGCUGAUUGGAUAGUUCCUUUAAAGAGGAGUUGAACAGGUGACCGGUGAGUGUACACACACAUAUAAUGGCGAAUGUGUCAUAAGUCAUUACACUAUGAGCAGUUACAGAGGACUGGACUCUGGGAAUAUUUGCUCAUGUCUGAGUAGAUAUCAGUGUUGUGACAAUUUCUGCCAAACAGAGAUGAAUGCAUUCAGGAUUUUUAAAAAUAGUCUAUCAUUCUUUGUUAUCGAUGUGCCAUCUUUCCAUAUGUGCCAAAUAUUUAGAAAAUGUAAAAGAGCAGAUGUAAAUGGAUACAAAUAGUCAUGUUUGUGGUCAAAUUUCAGUGUUUUACAGUAGGAAUGUAAAUAAAACAGUAUAUAAGGGUAAGAGCAUGGGAAGUGAUUAUAAUUAUUGUCAACAGGGACCACUGAUUAAUAAAAAAGAAACUUAAUGGUAAAGAAUUUUCUUGCAUAAUUUCAAAAUCAAUAACGAACUGAUUUACAGGAAAUAUCUUAAUCUGUUUCAUUCAUGGUGUCUGAAAAUGAACUGACGUUAAUGUGGCGAGGCCACGGGGAAUUAUUAAGUACCUGACGUCUGUGUGUUUCUGUGCAUAUGAUCUGUGACUGUAUUGACUCGCUGUACAUACGACAGCAUUACCAGUAUGUGGAAAUACCUUGUUUCUUGUUUCACAGGUGGCAUUACAAACCACCCCUCAUAUCUUACACAGGGUACGCUCAUCUCCGCGACGUCUGCUCGACUACCUUUUAUUUCAGCUGUGAUUACCGCGACUGUACUCGCCCACGCCGUAGGUUAUCAAGCAACGAACUCUGGCAAAACAACAGGUUUGCCACAUGAAGGAUGCCUGAAGAAGGGUCAUAAAAAUAGACGUUGAUAAAUUAAAAGCGUGACUAGUUAUUUGCAGCAUCGUCCUCUCAGCCUUAUGUGAUUUAUGACAAGAUGAAAUGUGUACUGUAUGUGUCUUCACAAAUAAAUAUGUGGUAUA